This is a messenger RNA of Seminavis robusta, 3924 nucleotides long. The record is from the annotation of a GenBank genome assembly. Lineage: Eukaryota; Bacillariophyta; Bacillariophyceae; Naviculales; Naviculaceae.
AUGUUUUCCAGCCCCUUGAACCGUAAUCGACGAACAACCACCGAAGUUGCUGGUUUGUCGGCUCCCAAAGAAGUUUCUGUGCCUCGACGUGAUACAAGCACGAUAGAGGAUCCAGUGGAAGAAUUUCAUUAUUUAUUGGAUCGCCUCGGCUGUCUCAUUGAAAUUUCCAAGGAGGUUUACGAGGAUCAAUCGUUAUUAUCAAAGACGGCGUCGCCCGAAAAAACGUCUUUGGGUUUCUUUCGCCGGAACCGAAAGGGCAACAAGGCGGAGAAGGUCCCCAGCAAUGAGGAAAAAGACACGGCCACUACUACUAGUAGUAGUAAGGAGGAAAAGCCCGGUAAAGAGAAAGAGCAGGACGGUGACAAGGCUGAGACAGACGCUGAACAAGGCAUUGGUGAAGCCACUACCAGUUCGGCUAGUAGUGACAACAACAGCAUCAACAACAACAACAAUGCCGUCGAAAAGAAACCCGCUGCUUCAACGAAACCAGCACUUUCUGUUAUCACGAGUACCACCAGUACACCUAUCAAGGAAACAAUAGGGUUCGAUGGAAAAACAACACCAAAAUCACCGGCAACACCACCCACCGGCAUUACGUCGCCAAGGGGCACAUCCAACAGUAAUAACAAGAGUGACCCCAGUUUCAUUCCCAUUGUAGAAGAAGAGGAAUGCAUCGAGAUCAUUCGAAGAGUUGCGGAACUCGUCGUCAUUAGCGAGAGAGUGGUCACCAAUCAGAUGGAAAAGGAUGACAAGCUCAAGAAUCAACAGCGGAAACGAGGCUGGGGAAGCAACAUUAUAGAUGACGACGAGGAGGAGAUCAAUCCAACUGUGGAAAAUGUAGAAGCGGGCAGUGAAGCAUACUCGCCCAUCUUUGACCUGUUCUUUGAACGAAAUGGAAUGGGCAUGUUAUCGGAUAUACUCCUGGGAAACGUGUUCAAGCUCUACGCGGACGAACCUGCCACGGUUCCCAAUCUAGUCACUGACAACCCUAAUUCGGGAGAGGGAGAAGGAGUGUUGGCGGCAGAGCAAAAAGAGGAAUUGUCGAAAUCCGCUGCUGAAUCCACCAAAUCAUCGGACCAAGCAAAGGAGCAACGGGAGCCGCCUGCGUCGUCAUUGGGCAAGACGCCGCCAAGCGCAUCCACCAAAAGGCUGCUGCCUAGUUUGAAGGUUGCAACUCAAGCCGUACAAAGCGUUUCCAUUCUUAUCCAAAACGUUUCGAGAGCAACGUCUCUCUACUUUGUGCUCUCCAACAACUAUGUCAACGCCCUCGUCGAUCUGCCGCUGGAUUUGUACACAGCCGCAGAGUUGAAGAAGGAAAUCAUCAGUGGCAAUGCGGAUCCAAUGACCAGGUUGAAGACGUACAGUACUCCCGAUCUGGCAGAACUAACAACGCACUUUAUUACUUUUUUGAAGAGCCUGGCUAUGCGAAUGAACACCGAAACGCUGCAGUUUUACCUCAAGUAUCCAACUCCAGUUAUGGAUCAACAAGAUACAGAAGCUGACGAAGAAACUAGAGCCAGAGCCAUUGAGUUUCCCUUGUACGCAAGAGCCCUGGACUUUUGCGCGGCUCACCAUGAUUCCUUUGUGCGGGUCACAGCCAUGAACAUUUGUCUCAAUACUUUGAGGCUCACCACGGUUUCACCAGAGGGAGAAGAGGAUGAUACCAAAGCGGAUGCGGUUGGAUCUUCGCCGGAUGGCGUGCUUCAUAAUGCCAAUCCACUGCCUUUCCGAGAGCGAUUAGCAAUUGCAACCCAUACAUGUGCUCCUUCCCGUGUGGAUCGCCUGGCUACGCCCAUUAUCACAAAGCUUUCAAACAUCUGGUGUUUGCUCCAGGAAAAAUUCUUGGACCUGGACACUCACCCAGAAGGCGACAACAAACAUCAUGUGAAUAAUAAGAAGGGAACGUCACCACACAUCGAUCCAAUCAAAGAGCGCGAGCGAAAGCACAAUGCGUUCAAAGAUGCCGCUAACACACUUCAGGACCAGUUUCUCUUGCUGGACGACCUUCUGAAGGUCGGGCUCACGGCGUUGAAUGAGCAAAUCAUUGAAAUGAUGUUCGCUACGUUUGUCUAUCCGUUGCUCCUGCAACCCCUACUGGUGUACUACCAACGAUUGGCAACUGACGCAGACGAAACGCUUCCCCUGGCUGAUCCAUUUGCACGACCAACCGAUUUCCGGACGAAAACUGUGGACUUUAGUCUCGUGGGACGGGCCCCACCUCAUGUGACGGCACCUGCAAAAACUGCCCUCUUUACUCUCGCUGAUGCCUCGGGUGAGACUGUGAUUAACGCUGAAGGAUGUGUAACAACCGUAAGCGCAAACGGAAAGAAGAGAAUCAGAAUCGACACGGAUGAUGGGGACGACCGAAAAACAUAUGUUUUUGGAGGCAUGGAACAGGCGUCGUCGACAAUUGAGCAUGACGAGGAAGAGAGUUGUGUUUUCGUGCUGUCGCCAGCACUGGCACAAGUUCUCAAGUGUAUUGGAGGCGGUUCCUCGACAAAGACGAGACCCAAUCCGUACCGCCGCGCGAUCCUGCAAUGCCUGGAAGUGCCACAUCACAUGUCUGAUUUUAGGAAGCUUUCAUUCAACACAGUGGACGCUGCAUUCUCUGUUUUCGACGGGGAGUUCUUGAAGCAAACACUGCUUGGAGCUGAAUUUGUGGAUGCCAAGGAGGGCAGCGAUUGCGACCCAGUCAGAUUGAGGAACGAGGUCGUGGCUGCCUUGUGUGAAGGGUUGGUAAAUGGAAAGCCAGGUCCUUUUGGGACGUGGAAGUUGCAGUUUGACAUGGUUGCAGCCCAUGCUUUGCUGGCCGCAAUCUGGAAAAGCCCCGAGGCAAUCAAGGCUGCCGCUGAGAUCGUCGCUGUGAGGUUCCGGAAAGGAGCUUUGUUGCUCUCCAAAAUUCCUGCUCUUAUUCCUACUACUCAGCACUUGGGAAGCAUUAUGAAUCUCGUCUUCUACGAGGCGGCAAGUAAGCGGAGAAAGCCUACCUACACUGAGCUUUAUUCGUUGAAGGACACGUCUCCAGAGAGUUUCUCCACUGCCAUUUCGUCAGCGUCGACGUUUCGGAGUUUGACCAAUCGUUCAUUUGAAGCACCUCCGUCUUCCAUUCACAUCAACAAGUUUACAGAGCACACAGCAAUGGAUUUGGGUUCGAGCAGCUGUCGAGCCAUUCUGAAGCUAGAGGCAUUGUCUACCUUCUUGAAAAGAAUAUCGGGAGAUGACAGUGCCCAAAUAGAAGGAACCAGUCCGUCUGGAUUUGCUUUCACCCUUGACCGGGGAGUCGUCAGCACCAAGGAGUGUCACAUUGAUGAGUUGACACGGAGCAUUCAUUCAUAUCUCUCCCCCACGUUUUGUGCUGCCUUAACGGGCGCCGAAAGCGACAAGUCUGCAGAUCGCCCAAUUCCCGGAACCACCGUGCCCCUGGCAGGCCGCAGCGCUAUGCCUUGCGUGUGCGAAGCGCCAGCGAACUCUGGUAUCUCUGACAACGGUGCGAAAAUGGUUGUUGAAGGGGUCACAUGGCAAUCACUAUAUUUGGCCUUCUUCGGCUCCUAUUUGGUGCUUGCCGAGCCAGCAGCAGGAAGUGCCGGCAGUGGCCGUGUCGUGAGCUGCUUUCCCUUGAGCAGGGUCACAAUAGCGCGAGACCCCAACCCCCCAGCCGACCCCAACUCUCCUGCUCGACGACUUUUGAUGGCAUACAAAUGGUUUGAUACAAAAUCGCCCAGUCUUUUUGUCUACGAUGAAAUCCCGCGAAUUGAUGAACAUGGUCCAUUCAACAAAGUGCGGCUCUGGCGCUGCAAGCUGGAUGUCUGGUUUGAAGAUGAAGACUCUGCUGCGCACGCUUACCACUCUAUUCAUUUUCAGAUUGACAAAGCGAAAACUUUGAGAGGUGACGAAAUAUUGGACUUUCUAACCCAAACGGAUUGA